Molecule: messenger RNA, 4510 nt
Organism: Lactuca virosa
Lineage: Eukaryota; Viridiplantae; Streptophyta; Magnoliopsida; Asterales; Asteraceae
Source: the annotation of a GenBank genome assembly
AAGGCCAUCGCCUCUUUUUGUGCAUUAAUUCCACUGCUUGCAUUUUGCCUCUUCAAUUCCUUGAAGCCUUUAAUGGCGUCUUUGAAGUCGUCAUCUUCUGUACCACCUAGAAGAUGGAAAAAUGACGUGUUCCUAAGCUUUAGAGGUGAAGACACUCGCAACAACUUUGUAGAUCAUCUUUAUUCGGCUCUACUUCAAAAAGGAAUACGUGCCUUCAAAGACGACGAGGAACUCGACAAAGGGAAACCAAUCUCUACGGAGCUGCUGAAAGCCAUUGAAGAAUCAAGGUUUUCUGUGGUUGUUAUCUCUAAAACUUAUGCGGACUCCUCAUGGUGUUUGGAUGAGCUUGUCAAAAUCAUGGAAUGUCAAGUUCAUAUGGGACAGAUGGUGUUACCCGUGUUCUACCAUGUAGAUCCAUCCAAUGUGCGUGGACAGAAAAGAGACUUUGAUACUGCCUUUCAGCAACACGAGGACAAGUUUAAGGGAGAGAUGGAGAAAGUGAAUAAGUGGAGGAAAGCUUUAGCGCAAGCUGCUAAUUUAUCUGGCUGGCAUGUCUCGGAAACAGGCAAUGGGGGAGAAUCUGCCAUAAUCACGGAGAUUGUGGAACAAAUCUUAGAAGGUACACAACCUAGUGGUAUGGAGAAAGAUUUGAUCGGUAUCAAGUCUCGUCUAGAUGAAUCAUAUCCAUUAUUGGACAUGGAAGCAACAGAAGAGGUGCGUAUGGUAGGGAUAUUGGGAAUGGGAGGAAUCGGUAAGACAACUAUUGCCCAAGCUUUAUUUCGAAAAAUUGCUUGUAAUUUUGAGGGUAGUAGCUUUGUUCAAGAUGUGAGAAAAAAUAGUUCUAGUAAAGAAGAUAAAUGCGCUUUACAACAGAAGAUUAUAGGAGAAAUACUAGGUUCAUGGAAAAUUUUGACAUCCAAGUUGUCUCGUGUGGAUCCCGUGUAUGGAGCCGAGAUGAUACAGAGAAGAUUUUGCAAUAAAAAGGUUCUACUUGUUCUUGAUGAUGUGGAUGAUAUUGAGCAAUUAGAGUUCCUAGCUGCAACACGUGAGUGGUUUGGUUCUGGAAGUAGAAUCAUCAUAACCACUAGAGACGAGCAUUUGCUAUCAGAUACUGAUGCCAUCUAUAAACCUGAUGUUUUACUGAUGAAUGAAGCUGUUGAGCUCUUCAGUAGGCAUGCUUUUGGGAAAAGUGGUCCUUUGGAUGGGUAUGAGGAGUUGUCAUAUCGUGCAAUACACUACGCUAGUUGUCUUCCUCUAGCCCUGAAAGUUUUAGGAUCAUUCUUCCGUGGAAGACAAGUAGGUGUAUGGGAAAAUGCUUUAAAUAGACUUGGAAAAACAUCAGAUGAUAAAAUUCUUGAAACGUUAAAGUUGAGUUUUGAUGGGCUAAAUGGUUCUGAGAAACAAAUAUUCCUAGACAUUGCAUGUUUCUUCAAGGGCAAAGAUGAAGAACAUGUAACUAGAGUACUCGAUACCUUUGGUUUUCACCCAGUAAUAGGGAUUAGUAUUCUUAUUGAAAAAUCUCUUAUAACUGUUUCAAAUAAAAAGUUACAUAUGCAUGACCUCAUACAGGAAAUGGGUUGGGAAAUAGUUCGUGAGAGCUUUCCAAAUAGCAGCUGCAGGCUAUUUCAACUUGAACAUAUACAUGAUUUCAUCAAGGGAAACAAGAGUCCAAAAUCGAUUGAAGCCAUAAUGUUGAUGGACAAUGAAUAUCAUACUGUUGACUAUGAUGCAAAGUUGUGUUUAAGUGCUGAUGUUUUUGCAAGCAUGAAAAAGCUUCGACUACUUGAUAUUGACAGGAAUUUCACUUCUACCCAACCUACAUUUCUCCCUGAUGAGUUGCGAUGGCUUUGUUGGAAUGAGUACCCGUUCUUGAUUCUUCCACUAGCAGAUAUGUGUAAGCUUGUUGGGCUGGAAAUGGCCAAAGGAGACAUCAAACAUUUAUGGAAGGGGCGAAAGAUUCUUCCGCACUUGAAAUUCAUUCACCUUAAAAGCUUGUACAACCUCAGAUCUCUUCCAGAUGUGUCUGGGGCCCCAAAUAUAGAGAGGUUAAUUUUGUCAGAUUGUGAUAGUUUGGAGGAGGUUCACGAGUCUCUUGGAUCUCAUAGAGGACUUGUUUACUUGGAUAUGAAUGGUUGCAGUGAGCUCAGCCGCCUCCCAUCCAGAAUUGAGAUGGAAUCCUUGGAGACUCUAAUUCUCUCUGGAUGCGAGAGUCUUGAAAGGUUUCCAGAAGUCUCCCCAUGUAUGGUAAAAUUAUCACACAUAAAUCUUCAUUCUUGUUCUCAAAUAAAAGAUUUACCCUCAUCAAUUCGAUAUCUGACUAACCUAAGCUACUUGAAUCUCACAAACUGUAACAAUCUUAAGGACAUACCAGAUUCUAUUUGUGAGUUGAAGUAUCUUAAGUGUCUUCAUCUUCACAACUGUGUCAAACUAAAAGAUUUUCCAGAGAAGCUGCAAAACAUGCAAAUGCUAGAAGAACUUUGGUUAGGAUUUGAGCGUGAUCACAUAAUUGGAAGGCCACUGAAGAGUGUUGGUUUUCAUAGUUUCACAAAUUUGUUAUCCUUGAGAAAAUUAGAUCUCAGUUGGAGAGAAAUUGAAGAGGAAAGCUUCCCCAAUAAUCUUGAUGUGUUGUCCUCUUUGGAAGAAUUAUUUUUAAGUGGCAACUCUAAGCUAGUCCAGUUACCUGCAAGUAUCUUCCAUCUUUCUCGUCUUAAACGCCUAGAGUUGAAUGAGUGUCGCCAACUUCGAAGGUUGUGUGUGCUUCCAUCUAGCAUACAAUUAUUGAAGGCAAAUCAUUGUAUAUCAUUGGAAAAGAUCGGAGAUAUAUCAAAAGAGGGCGAAUGGUUGUAUAAGAUAUGGCUAAUUCAAUGCAAAAAACUUCUAGAGGAUGAAGAGAGUCUAAGAUGCCUUGAUAAGAUGUUGCAACUGUCUUUCAUUAAGAAAUGUGCUGCAGUAAAUCAUCGGUUAAGUAUCAAUGUUCCUGGUAGCAAGAUUCCAAGCUGGUUCAUUGAAGAAAAGCAUGGGUGCAGAGUAACAUUAAAGUUACCUCACAAAUGGGACGCCCAUGUCAUGGGUUUCGUGUUAUGUGGUGUGUUUCAUGGGAAUCAGUGGUCGGAAGCCACUGUUCCUCGCAUUGUCUUCAGAAUUGUAAGAGAUGGAAAGGGGAUUCCUAUGUCCGAGGUUAACUGUAUGAAGAAUGCAAACAAAACAUACGAGAAUGGGAAUAUGUGGAUAAGCUAUAUUCCGAUGGGUUUCUUUCAGCAGAUGUAUCACGAUCUUCAACCUGAAGAUUGGUCUCAUAUUGAAGGUAAUCUUCACAUGACUGUAAUGUUAUCGAAUGGCAGAAGAGCUGUAAGAUGUGGGGCACAUAUUGUGUACAAGAGAGAUGUGGAAGUCCACCAACAAUUUACAACUUGCAUCUCUGAUUAUGGCUCCAUGGUGCAUGUUAGUGAUGAGGAUCUAGGAUAUGAUAACAUUAUCUCUGGAAACACUUACGUCUAUGAAGAAAAGUCUGAUGAGAAGAUGUUGAUGCCUUUAAGAAGUAGAACCUCAGCAAGGCGCAGCACGAAGAGCAUAUGUUAUAUGCAAGCGUAUCUACCAUGGCGCCCCCUGAACUUUUUACCAUGGCCAGUGAACCUAGUAUUUGAUCCUUUUGUUCCUUUUUUCCACCAAUGGUUAUUUUGCAUGAUCCGUGUCUUUCAAUAUUCACUAUAUUUUUACAAGGUGGACAACAAAUCGCAAUUUAGCAGUGGCGUUAAAUAAUAAUUCUGAAUCUUGGAAUCCUAUGGUUGAUUAUGAAAUUAAGAACCCUAAUCAACUAUUUAAUAUGGUUAGAUGCGAGAAAGAAAAGACAAAAGUAGUUUAUUGGUACUUUUGGCGUUACAAUACGGAAGUAUGCAUGAUCCGUAUCCAAUCCAUUUCUUAUAUUUUUCUAUUUUUUUUUUGUAGAUACAGAUGAAUACAUUCUAGAGCCUUCAACAAUUGUAAGUCAUUUGCCUCUCAUUUUGAAAUCUCGUGACUCUCGAAAUUAAUUGUUUUUAAUUCGUUUUUUCAUUUAUCUUUUUUGCCUUAAGUCACUAAACAAUAUUAUACUUUUCUUGGUUGUGAUUAAAAUAUAAUACAUUCACUAUUACCUUUGUUUUAGAUGAACACUGACUGUUCGAUGGAAAUCUCCGACGAGAUGUUUAUAGGUUUAUUUACUUUAUGAAAGGUUUGCCCUUUGAUAUCUUGGUUUUUUCAAAUGUCUAGAGUAAUUACCUCUAUAGUCUCAACCUAACUUGUAAAUCAGUGCAAUUCCUCUUAUCGCAUAUUUAAGAUAGAAACUGUAAUACGUGAGGAGUUUCAAUAUCAUGUAGGUUAGUUAUUCACAUCUUGUCGGUGGUGUAAUGUUGUUGAUAGUGAUGUUUGAUGAUCAAGUAGUUUUAGUUUGUAUAAUUUGAGAAAAGCAGAGGAUUCGGGAUAGCAUGCCAGACAACAUCUUGACUAACAUCUUGUUCAAGAUGUUGGACGCUAC